Molecule: messenger RNA, 1098 nt
Organism: Ramularia collo-cygni
Lineage: Eukaryota; Fungi; Ascomycota; Dothideomycetes; Mycosphaerellales; Mycosphaerellaceae
Exons: 1
Coding region: 1-1098 (365 amino acids)
Molecular function (GO): protein binding
Source: RefSeq, a predicted model, not a curated record
AUGACGCUUGAAGAUGCGGAUCUUGAGCACAGAAUAUCACUGACCGCUCAUCAACCCCGACACAUCAUCAAUGGGGUCAUUUGUAUCAGCGAGCCGGCAAAAGCUCCAACAACCUUUCACCGCKCAUCGACUGUGUCUACGCUGGGAGACAUGGAUGCGCUCCCGCUUGAGCUACUCCACGCCGUAUUCGCAAUGCUGGAUUUCGCAACACUUGCUGGCAUGACCAGAACCUGCUCCCGGGGCAUGGAGGUCGUGAAGAGUUUGCCAGAGUAUCGUGAUGUCACGCGGUAUGCUCCCGUGGCACUCACUGCUCUCGGGAGGACGAGGCUUCUUCGUCACCAUUCUUCAGCCACGAUCUAUGCUGCCUUGCUGUCUGCGAGAUGCGUAACAUGUCACCAAUUCGGUCCUUUUUUGUUUCUUCCCACCUGCCAACGUUGUUGCUACCUCUGUCCGUGGAAGAAUCAGAGCCUGUGGCUUGUUACUCCGUCAACAGCCAGGAAAUGCUUUGGGUUGUCCGCAGCCAGCAUAAAGGCAUUGCCGCUUCUACGCAGCAUACCCGGAAAAUAYCACGUCAAGUACAGCAUCUCCCGCCAGCGCUCAGUCGGACUUGUAUGCGCUGGAACUGCUAAACGGCUUGCUUUGAUCAUGGGCGGGACUGAAGAGCAGAUGAGACAAAAUCUGGAGCUUGAACGCGCAGCAAAUCGUCUUUCUGACAAGCAAUACUAUCAACUACGCCACCUUCUGAGAGCUCCGCUGAUGUCACCCGGCCAGAAGUUCCACCUGCAGCCAAUGGAAUCGAAUGCCGGAAACGAUGCAUAUUGUGGCAUGGCAUCGCUGCCAUUCCCUUACUUGACUCCCGAUAAAAGGACUGAAGGCGGACUAUGGUGCUUAGGCUGCGAAUACGUCAGGAGGACGUGGCACCCUAACAGCCCGAUUCCAGAACACCUCUUACAUCUGUUACUGCCUGGCCGUCGGGCGGACGAUGUGGUGAAUAUAAUGCAAGACAUUGCGAGGUCAAGGGCCGAAUUUGCAAGGCAUAUCGACCAAUGUCCCGGAGCAAAGGAAUUGAUUUAUUCCGCCACAAAACACGGAAGCUGA